GCAAAGACCUGCUAUCAUCAAACAAAAAAAGAGUUUGUGUAGUGUUUGUCCCAUUUAGUUCUGAGAAAGAUGGAGCUCUAUGUAUUUAUGUUCAUGCUUGCCACACUUGUUUCUUCUGAGAACAAAGUUGUUCGUGAGUUUUUUUAUAUGAAUGGAUGCUCUGAUACAGAGAAAGAAAAUUUGUAUGGAUCUGAUGGAGAGGAACUGUGGCAUGCAGAUUUCAUUAAAGGAGAAGGAGUAGUUACUCUACCUGACUUUGCAGAUCCUGGUGGCUUUGAUGGAUUUUAUCAGAAUGCUGUUGCUGAACUAGAAAUCUGCAAACAAAACUUAGCCGUAGCCAUCAAAGCUUAUAACAAUCCUCAAGAGAAAAUGGACAAACCACAGAGUUCCAUCUAUGCUGAGGAUGAUUUGCAGUUGAAUGUUGAAAACACCCUCAUCUGUCAUGUGACUGGAUUCUUUCCUCCACCUGUCAGAGUCUCAUGGACUAGAAACAACGAGGCUUUAAAAGAAGACAGUCUAAGUCAGUAUCGCCCAAAUGAUGACGGCACUUACACCAUCUUCUCCAGUCUGCCAUUCACACCUCAAGAGGGAGACAUUUACAGCUGCACUGUGAACCACGUAGCUCUCGACCAACCUCAGACCAAAACAUGGGAAGUGGAUGUUGAUGUGCCUGGUGUUGGUCCAGCUGUGUUUUGUGGAGUGGGUCUGUCUCUUGGACUUCUGGGAGUCGCUGCUGGAACUUUCUUCCUCAUUAAAGGAAACAACUGCAACUGACAUCCCAGAUAUGGAAGCAAACUUUGAAAAUAAAUUGUAUAUAGUGUGCAACAGUCUCUGCAAAUAAAGCCAGAUUCAUUUGGUUCCAAUGAAAUUUAAAACUGUAAUUUUGAGAAUCAUUCUGUCACUCAUCACAUUAGUGACAGGAAA
Labeo rohita (rohu) is the source of this 924-nucleotide messenger RNA. RefSeq names its product mamu class II histocompatibility antigen, DR alpha chain-like. The record is from RefSeq and is a predicted model, not a curated record. Gene Ontology annotation, molecular function: MHC class II protein complex binding. Gene Ontology annotation, biological process: peptide antigen assembly with MHC class II protein complex; immunoglobulin production involved in immunoglobulin-mediated immune response; positive regulation of T cell activation. The coding region runs from base 70 to 774 and encodes 234 amino acids. Gene Ontology annotation, cellular component: membrane; MHC class II protein complex. The transcript is spliced from 4 exons. Lineage: Eukaryota; Metazoa; Chordata; Actinopteri; Cypriniformes; Cyprinidae.